This is a messenger RNA of Equus quagga, 1158 nucleotides long. RefSeq names its product nuclear receptor subfamily 2 group E member 1 (gene NR2E1). The transcript is spliced from 9 exons. Gene Ontology annotation, molecular function: zinc ion binding; nuclear receptor activity; RNA polymerase II cis-regulatory region sequence-specific DNA binding. The record is from RefSeq and is a predicted model, not a curated record. Gene Ontology annotation, biological process: negative regulation of transcription by RNA polymerase II; anatomical structure development; cell differentiation. Bases 1 to 1158 code for a protein of 385 amino acids. Lineage: Eukaryota; Metazoa; Chordata; Mammalia; Perissodactyla; Equidae.
AUGAGCAAGCCCGCAGGAUCAACAAGCCGCAUUUUAGAUAUUCCCUGUAAAGUGUGUGGCGACCGCAGCUCGGGGAAACACUACGGGGUCUACGCCUGCGACGGCUGCUCGGGUUUUUUCAAACGGAGCAUCCGAAGGAAUAGGACGUAUGUCUGCAAAUCUGGAAACCAGGGAGGCUGCCCGGUGGACAAGACGCACAGAAACCAGUGCAGGGCGUGUCGGCUCAAGAAGUGUUUGGAAGUCAACAUGAACAAAGAUGCCGUGCAGCACGAGCGGGGGCCUCGGACGUCCACCAUCCGCAAGCAAGUGGCCCUCUACUUCCGUGGGCACAAGGAGGAGAACGGGGCGGCCGCGCACUUCCCCUCCGCCGCGCUGCCAGCGCCCGCCUUCUUCACCGCUGUCACGCAGCUGGAGCCACACGGCCUGGAGCUGGCCGCCGUGUCCGCCACCCCCGAGCGGCAGACCCUCGUGAGCCUGGCUCAGCCCACGCCCAAGUACCCCCACGAAGUGAAUGGGACUCCAAUGUAUCUCUAUGAAGUGGCCACCGAGUCAGUGUGCGAGUCAGCUGCCAGGCUUCUGUUUAUGAGCAUCAAGUGGGCUAAGAGUGUGCCAGCUUUCUCCACACUCUCUUUGCAAGACCAGCUGAUGCUUUUGGAAGAUGCUUGGAGAGAACUGUUUGUUCUAGGAAUAGCACAAUGGGCCAUUCCGGUUGAUGCUAACACUCUACUGGCUGUAUCUGGCAUGAAUGGUGACAACACAGAUUCCCAGAAGCUGAACAAGAUUAUAUCUGAAAUACAGGCUUUACAAGAGGUGGUGGCUCGGUUUAGACAACUCCGGUUAGAUGCUACUGAAUUUGCCUGUCUAAAAUGCAUUGUCACUUUCAAAGCUGUUCCAACACACAGUGGUUCUGAACUGAGAAGUUUCCGGAAUGCUGCCGCCAUUGCAGCUCUUCAAGAUGAAGCUCAGCUAACUCUCAACAGCUACAUCCACACCAGAUAUCCCACUCAGCCGUGUCGCUUUGGAAAACUCCUGUUGCUUUUGCCAGCUUUACGUUCUAUUAGUCCAUCAACCAUAGAAGAAGUGUUUUUCAAAAAGACCAUUGGCAACGUGCCAAUUACAAGACUACUUUCAGAUAUGUACAAAUCCAGCGACAUCUAA